Molecule: messenger RNA, 2357 nt
Organism: Nothobranchius furzeri (turquoise killifish)
Lineage: Eukaryota; Metazoa; Chordata; Actinopteri; Cyprinodontiformes; Nothobranchiidae
Gene: arfgap2
Product: ADP-ribosylation factor GTPase activating protein 2
Biological process (GO): COPI coating of Golgi vesicle
Molecular function (GO): GTPase activator activity
Source: RefSeq, a predicted model, not a curated record
AACCGACGUUCCGUAGUGACGUCACCUUAUGGAAAGUGUCAUUUUGGCAAGAUGGCAACGGAACCAAAUAAGACCGAAAUUCUUACGAUUUUCAAGAGAUUGAGAUCAAUUCCUACGAACAAGGUGUGUUUUGACUGUGCUGCCAAAAACCCGAGCUGGGCAAGCAUCUCGUACGGUGUGUUUCUGUGCAUUGACUGCUCUGGCAUCCACCGCUCACUGGGGGUUCACCUCAGCUUCAUCAGAUCCACUGAGUUGGACUCAAACUGGAACUGGUUUCAGCUCAGAUGUAUGCAGGUUGGCGGCAACAGCAAUGCAACGGCCUUCUUCCGCCAACAUGGCUGCUCCACAAAUGACACCAAUGCUAAGUAUAACAGCCGUGCUGCCCAGAUGUACAGAGAGAAGAUUCGGCAGCUGGCCAACGCCGCUUUGUCUAAAUACGGCACAGACAUGUGGAUCGACUCCUCUGCAGGAGGAACUCCUGCUCCUGAGAAGAAAGAGGCUGACUUUUUUGCAGAACACACACAAGCUCAGGAUGCUAUUGAUUGGAACAUGGCUCCAUCCUCUGUGAGCGAGCAGAACGGCGCCACCCUGACCCAACAGCUGACGGACACAACGCCUAAAAGUCUGGAUGACAACCAACCAGAGGAAGGGCCGAGCAUCGAUGGUCUGAGUACGUCCCCUAAAGCCUCCAUCGAUGUAAAGACUUCCAUCAUCGGGAAGAAGAAACCCAUGGCUGCUAAAAAAGGGCUUGGUGCUAAGAAAGGCCUCGGAGCCCAGAAGGUGAGCAGUAAAAGCUUCUCAGAGGUGGAGAAACAAGCACAAGUGGCUGAGAAGCUGAGAGAGGAGCAGGUGACCGAAGCAAAGAAACAAGCUGAAGAAUCCAUAGUGGUCUCCAUGCGUCUGGCCUACAAGGAGCUGGAGAUCGACAGGAAAAUGGAGGAGAAGAAGCUCCAGAACCUGGAAGGGAAGAAGAGGGAGCAGGCUGAGCGUCUGGGAAUGGGCUUCGGCUGCAGGAGCGUCGUGUCACACUCUGUGAUGUCAGAGAUGCAGGUGAUCGAGCAGGAAACACCUGUGGGAGUCAGGUCCUCAUCUCGCUCCAAACUGGACAUGUUUGAUGAGCCCGAUUUUACUUCUGGACCUCCAAAGUACAAGGACAACCCGUUCACGGUGGGGGACAGUUUUGGAUCCAGGUGGGACACCGACGGAGGGACCAGUUCUUUCACCACCUCCUGGGCUCUGGAGAAGGAGGAGCCCAAAGAGGAGGUCACCAUCUCUAGCAUUCAGCCAAUCGGAGAGAGGCUUCCCAGCAGGAGAAAGGCUGAGGUGUCUCCGGUCUCCGAGUCCAGUGAAGCCCGGGAGAAGUUCGCCAACGCCAAGGCCAUCUCCUCCGACAUGUUCUUUGGUCGGGAGAGCAGUGCCGAGUACGAAGCAAAGACGAAGCUGGAGAGUCUGUCUGGCAACACUUCCAUCAGCUCAGCUGAUCUGUUCGGAGACGGCAGCGACAAAGGGAGGGGGGUGGGUUUCGACAGCGUCCUCCCGUCCGGCCCGGACAUAACGCAGUUCAAACAGGGAGUGAAGACUGUCGCGGGAAAGAUGGCCGUCAUCGCCAACGGCGUGAUGAACACGAUUCAGGACCGUUACGGGUCGUAUUGAGUGGCGCCGACGCCCGAGCAGAACCAUCAGCCUGCUGACUGACGUGAGGAGACUGGACGAGGAGCUGCAUGGAGACAGGAAGUGUCCUGUCCUCUGUCCUCCACUAGAGACAGUUUUACAGAAGUGACAGUAUUUCCUCGUUCACCCUCAUUAGCUGAAUCCGGAUUUUUAUUUUCAUAAAACAAAACAUCAAAGGGUAAAAACCUUUUGUAAAAGCAGAGUUUUGUGGUUUCCUGUUUGCUGCGUUUCGGUCUCAGAUUUUCAAAACAAAAGUUUAUUCUUUCUUCGUGAAUUCUGAUGCAUUUAAUCAAAUGUUCUUUUCUUCUGUGACAUUAAAACAAAGUGUAGUUUAUAAUGAGAACAUCAUGUUUGGGUUCUGAUGUUUCUGUUCAUGCUUCAACUGGGACUCAGGCGGGUUUGAACCCAAACGGACUCCUGAUAGACAGAACCAGCUGACGCCGCUCGUCUAACACGACUAUGCAUCUGCAGCUCUGAAUCUCGGCUCCGCUGCAGCCUCGCCUCACUGAGAAGAAAUCAGAACAACGUGACCCAAACGGACCCGUCUCAGACGUGAUUUUCAUUUUGUCCCGCCUGUUUUUGUCCCAACGAGCCGCCAGACAUGUGCAGAAUGAAAGGAUGGAAAUAUUUAUUGUAGGCGACCAAAAAAGAACCUGUUGAGUAUGUUAAUAAAGCUCAAAACGCUC